UAUUUACUGUGAGGCGCAGGAACCGUGCGUCCGCCUCACUGGGGAAGGACAGGAAGACACUUAACACAGAACUACAUUCACCUUUUUCUUUGUGCAUGGGUUUUUCUCUAAAGUAUCCUGUCUCGUUUCAAUCUAGAAUCAAGUUGCACAAAGUAUUGUGUGUGGAAAUAUUAGUGCUUUUCUCAAAUAAACUCUAUGACUGAGAUACUUUACAGUUACAGGUCCUCACCUCAUGCCAGUGUGGGGAAGUGAAAAACAACUAUCCAGGAGCCAAUGUGAAAACCUGUUCAAGUGAGAUCUGAAGAGCGAGUGGAAGAAUUCGUGCGAACGUUGGAAAUAGCGUCAGACGGAGCUUCAGACGGAGCCUGCAGCCAUUGUAGAGGAACACAGUUCAGCACUUGACAUGUCGCUCAGCAGCCAGACUUUCCCCGACUCCAGAAGCAGCAACAUCAUCUCCAGUUCGGCGUCUCAGUAUGCUACUGGAUCGCUAGGCGUGGGGCUGCUUGGGCUGGGCAUCGUGAUGAUCCUGUGGAGCUUGGCACCUGUAGGCAUAGGAGUAAACCACUCUCACGUUGUAGUGGAUGAUGUUAGAGACACGUCAUCAGUGGGCUUUGUGCUGCUGGGAAUAGGAGUGUCCAUGCUGCUGCUUUCACUGUUCCUCAGCAUACAGAACAAAUACCGAGCAAUGAGACAGGCAAACAGCAGUGCUAACCCAGAGCAAGGCCAGCAGGUGGAGAGGCAACCAGAAGAAGCCGAGCAGUACACGGUACCCAGUUAUGAGGAAGUGGUUGGGAAUGCUCAGUACCCCAUCAGCCAGUUCUCUCCACGGCAUAACAGCACCACCCAGCUACCAGCCUACGAUGAACUGAUGGAGGUAGAGGGCCAUGCUCUACCUGCGCACAAGAACGGAGAAGACAAUUUGAACUUGACGCACAUUCUCCCUAAUAGUACCGAUCGCUCUGACCGUAAACUGCUUUCACUAAUAACCGGGAGAAAUAGCUUGAGCAGCUUGCCACAGGGUAUCGUUUCCAGCAACGAACCCCUCACUCCUCCACCAGAUUAUGAAGUAAAUCCCCCAGAACUUUUACCAGCAGCACAAUGAACACGGAAGCUCUAACUCUUGUAACAGGAAGUGUGUGCUGGUCAUUAAAAAUGCACGAGAAAGAAGCACACUAUGACUUAAUUGUUAGGGGUGGUUCUGAGCUGGAGAUUACAGCAGAGAGACAUAUUUGAAACAGAAACAUGGGGUUAGUUUGGAAGUGUAAUUACCACACUCAGGUGACAUGGGCCAAUGUGCUCUGAAUCAGUCUUUUUAAUAUCUGUAUUAUAUAAAAGGCUUUUUUUCUCUAACCAGCUUUUUGGUCUUUGCCUCAAGAAACUUAUCAGUGUCAGUUUUCAGCUUGAUUUUGUAUUCCGUCUUUCAUAUCCAUCUAGAAAGAACAUUUCAACCGGACGUGUUAAAUUAAUAAUGAAACAGGGUAUUUCACUUCAAAAAUAAUGAAUCUAGCAUCAUGAAUUAUGUCAUAUUUUCGGUAAUGUUCAGACGAAUUUGCUGCCACAGAGCACCGUCUUGUUAAAGGUCAAUACCACACACAGAUGGAGCAUAACAUAAAAGCCAGACACUAACAUGAAAGAGUUAAAUAGUGAGUUUUCCAGUUUGUGUUAGCGUUGAUGUUCAUCUCUGCUCUGUGUUAGCACCCUUUAUUGAGUGUGAGACUAGCCCUUGUUACCAUAGUGACAAGCAGUGAAGUCAUGAAUGGGUAAAUGUAUUUGUGUGUCUCCUUAGGAGAAGAGACAGGGAAACUCUUUCACUCUGCAGCUGCAUGUAAUAUCAUACACACUCGCCUUUGCUUUUUGACAGUUACUAAUGUGUACACAAACACAUUUGUCUUAAAACCUUUGUAAGGUCCCUCCACUAACAUAAAUAUUAAUGCAGCUAAUUAAUAAUGUGCAUACACCUAAACUAAACAAGAAAUACUUUUUUUGUCUCUGGAUAAUUUAUGAAAUAAAUGUAUUUAUUUAUUUAAAAAAGCAAUAAAAAAGCAAUAUAUUCAUGCAGACCAACCAAAAGUCACCACAAUGUAAAACAUUUCAGAUAUCCCCAUAUACACAACAACACCCCCCCCCCCCACACACACACACAUACACAUGAGAGAGAGAACAUUUUUCUAUUCCUAGUCAUUAUUUAUCUUUAUCUUGCAUUCUUUUAUUCCCACCUUCCCCAACACACACACACACACACUGUAAGGGUAAUUAAGGCUUGCUCAAGCCCAUUUGCAGUCUGCAAUAUCAUUACCAUAUCAGAGGAAAAGUAGAAAUGACUUUAUACACAGAACAUUCCGGCAUAUAAACAAUGCAUUAUUGAAGCAAACAAGCAAACAUCUCAGUUUAACUCUUUUCUAAUAUAUUGUAUGUAUGAUUUAUUUUAAAGGAUUUUAAGAUCAUUUAAUUUUUUGCUCCUUUUAUUUUGUCUGCAUUCCAUAUUUUUGUAAUACUGUAUUUAAGAGGAUUCUGACUCAUAUUUCUGUAAUAAGUAUUUUGUUCGUGAUCACUCCCAUUAUUACAAGUGUAACAUGUUCCUAAGUGAUAUAUUACAGCCAGUUUCUGAGAAGUGACCAGCUUUUCCCUUUUGUUUACAAUUGAAUCUUUUCAGAAAAUAAAUGGAGUGUGGAGUGAG
This is a messenger RNA of Tachysurus fulvidraco (yellow catfish), 2677 nucleotides long. RefSeq names its product transmembrane protein 51a (gene tmem51a). The transcript is spliced from 3 exons. Bases 404 to 1102 code for a protein of 232 amino acids. The record is from RefSeq and is a predicted model, not a curated record. Lineage: Eukaryota; Metazoa; Chordata; Actinopteri; Siluriformes; Bagridae.